GCCACGAGGAGGGGGCUCACUUCCGGGAAGAGGGCAAUUGGUAACCCGGAAGCGGUUAAUUGUGCAGCGCUGUUUAAAGAUGGCGGCGGAGGAACCUCAGCAGCAGAAGCAGGAGCCGCUGGGCAGCGAUUCCGAAGGUGUUAACUGUUUGGCCUAUGAUGAAGCCAUCAUGGCUCAGCAGGACCGCAUUCAGCAAGAGAUUGCUGUGCAGAACCCUCUGGUCUCGGAGCGGCUGGAACUCUCAGUCCUGUACAAGGAGUAUGCUGAGGAUGACAACAUCUACCAACAGAAGAUCAAGGACCUCCACAAAAAGUACUCAUACAUCCGGAAGACCAGGCCCGAUGGGAACUGUUUCUAUCGAGCGUUUGGAUUCUCCCAUUUGGAGGCGCUGCUGGAGGACAGCAAGGAAUUGCAGCGGUUCAAGGCUGUGUCUGCCAAGAGUAAAGAGGACCUGGUGUCGCAGGGCUUCACUGAGUUCACAAUUGAGGAUUUCCACAACACGUUCAUGGACCUGAUCGAGCAGGUGGAGAAGCAGACCUCUGUCACUGACCUACUGGCCUCCUUCAAUGACCAGAGCACCUCAGACUACUUGGUGGUCUACCUGCGGCUGCUCACCUCGGGCUACCUGCAGCGCGAGAGCAAGUUCUUCGAGCACUUCAUCGAGGGUGGGCGGACCGUCAAGGAGUUCUGCCAGCAGGAGGUGGAGCCCAUGUGCAAGGAGAGUGACCACAUCCACGUCAUCGCCCUUGCCCAGGCCCUCGGUGUCUCCAUCCAGGUGGAGUACAUGGACCGUGGGGAGGGCGGCACCACCAACCCGCACGUCUUCCCUGAGGGCUCAGAGCCCAAGGUCUACCUUCUCUACCGGCCGGGCCAUUACGACAUCCUCUACAAAUAGGGCCGCCUACCCACCUGCCCACCGCUGCCCACCCCGCUGCCAGGCGCCAGCCAUGUACACAGGUUUUUUUUUGUGGUUGUAAAUGGUCAUAUUCACUCCUCCCCUUUUUUCUGUCACACCACCUUCCAUGUUUUAUUAAAGGGGAUGCUGGUGGUGA
Messenger RNA from Chrysochloris asiatica (Cape golden mole), 1052 nucleotides. RefSeq names its product OTU domain, ubiquitin aldehyde binding 1 (gene OTUB1). Gene Ontology annotation, biological process: protein K48-linked deubiquitination; negative regulation of double-strand break repair. NCBI's taxonomy places the organism in Eukaryota, Metazoa, Chordata, Mammalia, Afrosoricida, Chrysochloridae. The record is from RefSeq and is a predicted model, not a curated record. Gene Ontology annotation, cellular component: nucleus. The transcript is spliced from 7 exons. Gene Ontology annotation, molecular function: ubiquitin binding; cysteine-type deubiquitinase activity. Bases 80 to 895 code for a protein of 271 amino acids.